Ostreobium quekettii is the source of this 315-nucleotide messenger RNA. NCBI's taxonomy places the organism in Eukaryota, Viridiplantae, Chlorophyta, Ulvophyceae, Bryopsidales, Ostreobiaceae. The record is from the annotation of a GenBank genome assembly.
AUGCUGUGCAGUGUGGAUAGCAUCGCAAUUUCUGUGUGUGGGGCAACCAACAAGUGCAUGAAUGAGUCUGUCACGCGCUGCGCCAGGCAGGGAUCAUGUAGUGUUGUAGCCGUUGCUUCGCUUCUCUGCGUGUUUGUUUGGGCAAUGUUAUCUCUCCACAUGAGAUUCUGCCUUUGUGCUUGGCCAAGGGGAGAAAUUGAGCCAUGUGCUGUCAUUCACCUGGCAAUCAAAUGCCCAACCACCCACAGGGCUGCUUGUCCCUGGGAUUUUUCAGGAAAAAUCCGGCCGCCUUCCAAAACUGCAGUGCACUGCUAA